Molecule: messenger RNA, 1041 nt
Organism: Penicillium pulvis
Lineage: Eukaryota; Fungi; Ascomycota; Eurotiomycetes; Eurotiales; Aspergillaceae
Exons: 2
Coding region: 1-1041 (346 amino acids)
Source: RefSeq, a predicted model, not a curated record
AUGCCAAAGUUGGCCUCGCCCUCUCUGCGCUCACAAGCGCUAAACUUGAUGGCGGGCCGUAGCUUUGCAUCUUCUCCGCGAUGCCGACUUGCUCAAGCGCGGCAUGGUAUCUUGAACGAGGCCUGGCUACCUCCGCAGUCAACCGUACCUCUCCCAACAACAUAUUUCUCUCCAGCUGGAGUACGCAGGGGAAUCGAUGGACUAGAAACACCACAGAAGGGCGAUCAUAAACCACCAGAUGAGCGGGUAUUAAAGCUCGGAAAGACCUUACGAACACUUUCUCCUCUCCUCCCUACUAUCUUGUACAAUACCCUACCUGCAGAAGUCCUCAGUCCGAGCGUCAACCUCCACCUCUUUCCAUCGACACACCCACAUCUCCCCACCGUCAAAGGCCGCACCCUAUACCGCGCUGCACUGUGGACCGUUCCAGUAGCAUGGAGCAGUGUACCACUGGUAGGAAACGUCAAGUUGCAGAUCCUAAGCGAGCGCAUCGUACGCGCAGGCACAAUUCUUGACCCCGAGCACGCGGAGAACCACGAUUGCGGCGACGAACGGUUAGUGGUACGAUGGAAGACCGAGCCACGUACAGAUAGCCGGCCUUUCCACGAAUCACAACGUAAUUCUUCUGAGAAGCGACAAAAUAAUGCAAGCCUAUCGCAAGCAUCCGGUUCCGGCGCAAGAACGUCUCAAAUACCGCAAACACGUAGUGGUACAUCAUCAUCGUCAUCGAAGAACAGUACCAAUAAGGGACUAAGUGUACUACUGGGCGGCGAGGAACCAAUCUUCAAGCUCUCAAAGGAAGAGCAAUUCACCGGGCUGUUCAUUUUCUCUUUUGACGAGGAAGGGCGCAUUCUAACACACACGAUUGAACAUGCUGAUGAAGCGGGUGGAUGGGAUCGAACAGCUAAGUUUGUAACCUUGACUGACUGGCUGAUUGGCAAGGCGCGCGGGUCGCUGGAUCCAGCACUCAAUCCUGGGCUAGCUAUGGAGUCCUGUGAGGACUAUGGAUUACCUAGGGACACUCGGUACACCCGACGCUGA